This is a messenger RNA of Exophiala spinifera, 1653 nucleotides long. RefSeq lists its product as uncharacterized. The record is from RefSeq and is a predicted model, not a curated record. NCBI's taxonomy places the organism in Eukaryota, Fungi, Ascomycota, Eurotiomycetes, Chaetothyriales, Herpotrichiellaceae. Bases 1 to 1653 code for a protein of 550 amino acids. The transcript has a single exon.
AUGGCUGAAGUACAACUUCCAGCCGCGGAGUCCCAAGCGUUUCAGAUCAAUCUAGACCAGUGGCCAGAGUACGAUGGAUACACGGGGCUCGGAGACAGAGAGAUUCGAGUCAUUGAUGUUGAAGCUGGAGAUCCGCCCAUGUGCCGCAUUCGACACGUCAGCUUGGAUGAAAAGCCGCAUUAUCACGCGUUAUCGUACUACUGGGGCGCGCCGGUCACCCCAGAAAAUCUCAAAGCAGUUGAACUGAAUGGCUCGCGUGUGUUCGUACGGCCCAACAUAUAUUCAUUCAUCUGGCACAUGAGCAGGUAUUACCAGGCAGUGACGGUGUGGCUCGAUGUUCUCUCCAUCAAUCAGAGAGAUGCGGAAGAGCGAAAUCGGCAGGUUUCAUUGAUGGGCAGUAUCUUCACCUCUGCAGCCCGUGUCUAUGCGUGGCUCGGUGAGGGUGAUGCCGACAGUGACUACGCGUUCGAUUAUAUCAAUAGCAGCAAUCCCAAAAAGGAGACGGUCUACAGCCGUCCAAUAUUGUCGGCAUGUUUCGAACAACUCGCGAUGCGUCCCUAUUGGACGAGAAUAUGGGUGCUCCAAGAGAUUGCACUUGCGACAAGCGUGCUCAUCAUGUGCGGCACCAAAUUGAGCCACUGGGAUGAUUUCAGCCGUUCAAUUGAGGGGGACGUUGCCGAAAGAGCGCCUCACUGUCUGCAAGUCAUGAAUCUACGAAACCGCGGAUGCAAAGAUCGACACUUGCUUGAACUCAUGGAAACCUUCAAGUCUGCACGGUGUAUUGACCCCCGGGACAAGGCCUAUGGAGUUCGUGCACUUGCGACAAAUGGCCACUGUCUAGAUAUCGACUACAGCGAAUCGGUGGGAAGUCUGUUCUUUCGGAUUGCUUCCCUGUACCCGGAUACAGCCUUCCUCAGCUGGAUGGAUCUUAGAGUUAUCGAACGUAGCAGUAAGUCGCUUCUGGGGUCUCUGUCGCUCUCCCAGAGGGACUUGGUUGUGGGUUUGGCAGGAUCGAAAGCGGAUAGGUUCCGUUAUUGGACCGAGAUCUAUGGGCGGGUUGAGACGGUCUACGAGCUUCACCAGGUUGAUGACACGGGAAUCUCGGUCCUUCCAGCUACUAGACUAGAGGUCAAGUUGAGCUUGGGGAGGCGGAAGCGGAAUCCUGUGUGGUAUCUAUAUGGGGGCCCAAAUAUCCUCCCAGGCGAUCUCGUCUGCUCCUUCAUUAGCUGGGACCUGGGCCAGAAUUCGCUGAUGCUCGUCAUUCGUCCUGGCAAACCCGGUAUAAUGGGCAUCGCGACGUUUCAUGUAGCACCGCAUGCCGAGGAUCCGUAUACGCUUCACUUUCAACGACUUCAAACUAGACUGGUCAAUGGGGUGACAGUAUGCCGCGGGGACGGCAGGAAAGUGGAUGGCUCAUGGCAUCAGACUUUCCACAUCAAUCGGCUUGUAUGGUCUUUGAUCUUGGCCAACCAAACCCGGAACUUGGACAUAUGGGCAGCGGAUGUUGACCCGCGACUCCAGAGAAGACCUGUAUGUGAUUGUCAGCACAAAACAUCGCUGUGGGAGAAGUGGGGGAGGGAAGCAGAAGAGGAGGACAGUGAAGAGGAGGGCACGUCAGAGGAGGAUACGGAGGAGUUUUUAUUCGUACCCUAG